Erythranthe guttata (spotted monkey flower) is the source of this 966-nucleotide messenger RNA. Its product is annotated as corepressor. The record is from RefSeq and is a predicted model, not a curated record. Lineage: Eukaryota; Viridiplantae; Streptophyta; Magnoliopsida; Lamiales; Phrymaceae.
UAUUUAUAAUUUUGACCCCAAACUCCUCCGCCCUCACUCACACAACCCGCACAGCAAUAAACCUUCGAAUUCAUUGGCAACAGAUUCUCCAUUACCUGAAAUUACUCAAUUCAUAUUUUCGUUUUCUCGAAAAAAAAUUCGUAUUAUCCUCUCAUUUAAUCUUUUCCCCUUCAAAUAAUUUCAGUGCAGUUCGGAAAUUAUUGCAAUUGUUUUUGGAAAUUAGAUAAUUUUGUAAAAUGGGGAAAAAUCAAGCGUACAAAGCGAUGCAGAGAUCCCGGGUCGGGUCGAGCUCAGGCGGGCCGGACGAGGUUGAGGAUGGCAUGGUGGAUGGUUCAUUUCAUUCACCAGAAUGGCAUGCUGCUCGUAUGGCAAGUCUCAAGACUUCUCAUACAGUAACUUGGGAGGAAUACAAAAAGAAGCAAAAGGAAGAAGAAAUAAGAAAGGGAGAAUUGGAAGCAGAUAAAGAUAAGAUGAUGAUAGAGUAUAGAGCUCAGCUAGAUGCUGAAAGGGCUCAUAAACUUGCCCAUGGGAGAAACCACUCAACCGUCAAAUCGAACCACAAAAAGGACAAAAAGGAGAAAGAUUCAAAACGACAUAGCAGCAAGAAGCGAAAGCAUUCACAUUCAUCAUCGGGAACAUCAAGCAGUGAUGAGGAUGAUAGAGAGUCAAAAAGAUCGAAGUCAAAGUUGAAGAGAAGGAAGAAAGAGAAGAAGCAUCGGUCAAGAUCCAAACACGUAAGCAGUGAAAACGAUGAAGCUAAUGGACCGUUGCCACUUUCCCGAUUCUUUGGAAACCUAAAAAGCUGAUAUUUUGGGUGAUUUAUUACUCUUUACUCAACACUGCAUGAGUUCAACUUCUUCCUUUUUCGGUCUGCUAUUCUAUAUGUUUUUUUAUGCUCCUUGUUCGAAUUUAGACACAUCAAUUUUGGUGUUGAUUUGAUUGAUUCAAUACCCUUUCGUUGUUCUC